Molecule: messenger RNA, 2595 nt
Organism: Ochotona princeps (American pika)
Lineage: Eukaryota; Metazoa; Chordata; Mammalia; Lagomorpha; Ochotonidae
Gene: ATP6V1A
Product: ATPase H+ transporting V1 subunit A
Exons: 15
Coding region: 154-2010 (618 amino acids)
Biological process (GO): ATP metabolic process; proton transmembrane transport
Cellular component (GO): proton-transporting V-type ATPase, V1 domain; lysosomal membrane
Molecular function (GO): proton-transporting ATPase activity, rotational mechanism; ATP binding; ATP hydrolysis activity
Source: RefSeq, a predicted model, not a curated record
CCGGCGGUCACGUGACGGGCGGAGCUGGAGUCACGUGGCUGGCCGGGCCCGCCCCUCCCCCGCAGCUGAAGACGUCCCCUCCCGCAGUGACGGAGCCUCCGGGUCUGCGAUCCGUCCUGCUUCUGCACCUCGCGCUCCCGCAGGUAAAUUGGCAUGAUGGAUUUCUCCAAGCUACCCAAAAUUCUUGAUGAAGAUAGAGAAAGCUCAUUUGGUUAUGUGCAUGGAGUCUCAGGACCUGUGGUCACAGCCUGUGACAUGGCAGGCGCAGCCAUGUAUGAGCUGGUGAGAGUGGGCCACAGCGAGUUAGUUGGAGAGAUUAUUCGACUGGAAGGUGAUAUGGCAACUAUUCAAGUAUAUGAAGAGACUUCUGGUGUGUCUGUUGGCGAUCCUGUGCUCCGCACUGGUAAGCCCCUCUCAGUAGAGCUCGGUCCUGGCAUUAUGGGAGCCAUUUUUGAUGGAAUUCAACGACCCCUGUCGGAUAUCAGCAGUCAGACCCAGAGCAUCUACAUCCCCAGAGGAGUCAACGUGUCCGCACUGAGCAGAGAUAUCAAAUGGGAGUUUACACCCUGUAAAAACCUCCGGGUUGGCAGUCAUAUCACUGGUGGAGAUAUUUAUGGAAUUGUCAAUGAAAACUCACUCAUCAAACACAAAAUCAUGUUACCCCCACGAAACAGAGGAACUGUAACAUACAUUGCUCCACCUGGGAAUUAUGAUACCUCUGAUGUUGUCUUGGAGCUUGAAUUUGAAGGUAUAAAGGAGAAGUUUAACAUGGUCCAAGUCUGGCCUGUGCGUCAGGUUCGACCUGUCACUGAGAAGCUGCCGGCCAAUCAUCCUCUGUUAACUGGUCAGAGAGUCCUUGACGCCUUGUUUCCGUGUGUACAGGGAGGGACAACUGCUAUCCCUGGGGCUUUUGGCUGUGGGAAGACAGUGAUAUCUCAGUCUCUAUCCAAGUAUUCCAACAGUGAUGUGAUCAUCUAUGUAGGAUGUGGUGAAAGAGGAAACGAGAUGUCAGAAGUCCUUCGGGAUUUCCCUGAGCUUACAAUGGAAGUUGAUGGGAAGGUUGAAUCUAUUAUGAAGAGAACAGCAUUGGUAGCCAAUACCUCCAACAUGCCUGUCGCUGCCAGAGAAGCCUCUAUUUAUACUGGAAUUACACUGUCCGAGUAUUUCCGUGACAUGGGCUAUCAUGUCAGUAUGAUGGCUGACUCUACCUCUAGAUGGGCUGAGGCGCUUCGAGAAAUCUCUGGUCGCUUAGCUGAAAUGCCUGCAGACAGUGGAUAUCCUGCGUAUCUUGGUGCCCGGCUGGCAUCUUUCUAUGAGCGAGCAGGCAGAGUGAAAUGUCUUGGAAACCCUGAAAGAGAAGGGAGUGUCAGCAUUGUGGGAGCAGUCUCUCCACCUGGAGGUGAUUUUUCUGAUCCAGUUACGUCUGCUACUCUUGGUAUUGUUCAGGUGUUCUGGGGCUUAGAUAAGAAACUGGCUCAGCGUAAGCAUUUCCCCUCAGUCAAUUGGCUCAUCAGCUACAGCAAGUACAUGCGGGCCCUUGAUGAGUACUAUGACAAACACUUCACCGAGUUUGUUCCCCUGCGGACCAAAGCUAAGGAGAUUCUGCAGGAGGAAGAAGACUUGGCGGAGAUCGUACAGCUUGUGGGAAAGGCUUCUUUGGCAGAAACAGAUAAAAUCACUCUGGAGGUAGCAAAACUUAUCAAAGAUGACUUUCUACAACAAAAUGGAUAUACACCUUAUGACAGGUUUUGCCCAUUCUAUAAGACAGUAGGGAUGCUGUCCAACAUGAUUGCAUUUUAUGAUAUGGCCCGCAGAGCUGUUGAAACCACUGCCCAGAGUGACAAUAAAAUUACAUGGUCCAUUAUCCGUGAACACAUGGGAGAGAUCCUCUAUAAGCUUUCUUCCAUGAAGUUCAAGGAUCCAGUGAAAGAUGGUGAGGCAAAAAUCAAGAGUGACUAUGCACAACUUCUGGAAGACAUGCAGAACGCAUUCCGUAGCCUUGAAGAUUAGAACUGUGAUUCUUUUGUCUUUUUCCUCAGCAAACUCGUGUAUAUUUUCCUAAAUUUCUCAUCUCAAAACCUUGCUUCUUUAUUGUGCAGCUUUGGGACUGGUACCUAUGUGUGUUACCAUUUGCUUCCCUGUUUUAUUUGGCAGGUCUUACGGAAAACCAACAUUCCUUUGUUCUCACAUUUGAAGGGCCUCCCAGCCCCAGUGGUGAAUGUAGUGGUGGCUGCACUACUGUGACUGUGUGUAGGGUGAAACCCUCCUUGCCCUACGCUUCUGCUGCCCUUUUCUUUUCUGCAUUAAGUUGUACACAGGACUACUGCAUGUACUCUCUUUGCAAGGGAUUUGCCAUGCAAGGCCAGGUUCCCAUACUUAUUGUUUGGCCAUUGUGAAAUGACUCCAUAUCUGGGUGGUAAGGUCACUUGCAGGUUAGCAUCUUGCUAGCUAACUGCUUUACAGGAAAUGUUUACAAAAAUACAAAUGAUUAAUGUUCCAAUUAUGCAUUACUAUCCCUAUAUAAAUCAGGAAUAUUUAUGGGGAACUAUGUUAUCUUGUAAAACAGGCAUAUAUGGAGCUCAACACAAUCUGUAA